CCCAGUUAACGGAUGAGAAUUUGUGUUGAGCUUAUUAAGUAGCAGUGUGGAUUGUCAUAGUUUCAGCGACUCAACAGAGAAAUUUUUAGCUGCUACCCAGUGCUAAUAAAGUCGGCACAUUUUUACCGAACUAGCGACGUUAUUCACAACCACAAGGGGGCCCAACACAAACGUCUGUGAGUUCAGAUAAGGUGACCACUAUGGCCAAACGGUUUCUGAGACACCUGUGGAGUAUGACAGAAAGAGCACACUAUGUAGACAGCGAUUUACUGGUCCAAUGUCAAGGCCACGUCAAGCACGUGACUUUGAACCGGCCUCACGCGCUCAAUGCCUUGAACUUGUCUAUGGUGAGGGACCUGACGUCCAAUCUCCUGUAUUGGAAAAAUGACCCUGGCACCAGUGUGGUCACCCUAAUGGGGGCAGGGGACAAGGCGUUUUGUUCAGGGGGAGAUCUCAAAUCCAUCACAUUCUCAUCCAAACAAGGUGGAAACUAUGGCCAACAGUUUUUCUAUGAAGAGUUCACCCUCAAUCACAUCAUAGGCACCUUCCCAAAGCCACUGAUAUCAAUCAUGAAUGGAAUCACAUUUGGAGGGGCUGCAGGUUUAAGUGUCAUUGGUCGGUUCUGUGUCGCUACGGAAAAAACAGUUUUCUGCAUGCCUGAAUGUGCCAUAGGCUUAUUCCCUGAUGUUGGAUCUGGCUAUUAUCUCUCACGUUUACCUGGCAACUUGGGCUUAUUUUUAGGACUCACAGGUCAUAGGUUGAAAGGUCGUGAUGUUGUUAGAGCAGGGUUAUCUUCUCAUUACAUAGAUCAUGCCCAUAUACCUCUGUUAGAAGAAGCUUUGGAGAACCUCCCACACCCGGUCUCCAUGGAGACAGUGGAUAAAGUGUUGACUGCUUUUCAGGAAAAGAGUGAAACAAAGUUCCCAGAUAAAUUUUCUCUAGAAGAACACAGGCAGCAGAUUGAGGAUUGUUUCACAGCUGAAUCUGUUGAGGAGAUUGUAGAGAACCUCCAGCAAGAUGGCUCAGAAUGGGCCAUGAAGCAGCUCAGUGCAUUGGACAAAAUGAGCCCCACAUCUCUUAAGAUAACUUUUCGCCUGCUGAAAGAAGGUGUGAACCUUAGCCUAUCGCAGUCACUGUGCACUGAGUACAGACUGACACAGAGGUGUGUGGCAGACCUGGAUUUCCAUGAAGGCAUUCGAGCAGUUAUAUUAGAUAAAGACCACUGCCCAAGCUGGACACCUUCAACAUUAGAGGAAGUCACUGAACAAAAACUGGAUUACUAUUUUUCACCCUUGUCACAUGACAAAGAACUGAUAUUGCCAGAAACAGUUUCUUGACUUCAAUAGUUUUUAGUGCCAGCAUUUUAUAAAAUCAAGUCUUGGAAACCCGUAGCAGUUUACUACUAGAACUUUUGUACAUAUCUUUAAAAAAAUCAGUUUGCUAAAAUUUCAGUGCAAGUUCAAUCAAUUGGUAAUUCCACCUUUAUUUUUAUUUAUUGUUGUUUUACUGAUGAAAAUUUCAGUUGAAACUUUUCAUGACAUAAUUAUGUUGUUGCUGCCCAAUAUGUCCCAGAGGGUGACUUUAAAAAUGACAACUUUACUUUGUUUAGAGUAGCUGCCCAUGUCUAUGAAUGAUUGCAAUAAUCUUGAGACAUUGUUAUCAACUAUUUAGUACAAAGAAUUUGUUGAACCUUGUUGAUGUUGAUCUAAGGGAGGCUACUGUUCAAGAUAGUGCGUAGCUUCCCCUGUCUAUGAAUGAUUCUAUUUAUCAUGAGACUUAACCUUCAACCAAGAAUGUAUCUAGGUUAAUUUUUAAUUGAUCAAAGGGACGCUAUUCUAAAAUGUUGUUAGUAGCUUCCCCUGUCUAUGAAUGAUUCCAUUAAUUGGCCUAUCAUGAGACAUUCAUUUAUAAAUUACAACCUU
Messenger RNA from Physella acuta, 1922 nucleotides. Its product is annotated as 3-hydroxyisobutyryl-CoA hydrolase, mitochondrial. Gene Ontology annotation, biological process: L-valine catabolic process. The record is from RefSeq and is a predicted model, not a curated record. Gene Ontology annotation, cellular component: mitochondrion. Gene Ontology annotation, molecular function: 3-hydroxyisobutyryl-CoA hydrolase activity. NCBI's taxonomy places the organism in Eukaryota, Metazoa, Mollusca, Gastropoda, Physidae.